AUGCGGUCUUCAAUUCUUGUUCACCUCGCCGUAGUGAGUGCCAGCUUGGCAACCCCGGUACAAAAGAGGGAUUCGGUGACUGCUCAAGUAAAUUUCUCCAACAACACUGGAGACCCUCAACACUUGGCGUCAGGUCUGUUGUAUGGAGUUCCUGACACUUUGGAUCAAAUCCCGUCUACUUUCUACACCGACAUUGGCUACAACUACGAACGAGCUGGCGGUGCCCAAAUUCCAGCUCCUGGUCGCGGCUGGAUUUGGGGACUAACUGAAUACGAAGUACGCUUCAUUUCUUCAAGUUUCAAGUCUGGUCAUAUUCUCAUACCCAUUAAGAACAGAUUCGCCUCCGCUUUAUCCAAUUACAAAACUGCCCGUGAGUACGGUGCGAAUUUUAUUUUCCUAAUCCAUGAUUUAUGGGGAGCCGAUGGCACACAGAACUCGUCUGCAUCAUACCCCGGGGACGAUGGGGACUGGACCAGCUGGGAUGAUUACCUGACCCGGCUAUUUUCGGAUAUGAAGAGCAAUAGCAUGACAGAUGCUUUGAUUGUUGAUAUCUGGAACGAACCCGAUGGCAGCGCCUUCUGGAACCGAGAGCAGUCGCAGUACUUGGAGAUGUGGGGGAGGACAUACUAUAAGUUCAGAGAUGAAUUCGGUUCAGAUGUUCUCCUCUCUGGUCCAGCAUCUGCCGGCGAGCCCCUUUCUAGCAACACGUGGUGGGAAGCAUGGGCAUCGUUUGUAGCCAGCAAUGACAGCAUUCCCGAUCAGUACGCAUGGCACAUGGAAGGUGGUUCUGGGGAUCUUCUAUCUUCACAUGCAGGUCUCGCAUAUUGGCUGUCCACGUACGACUUGCCCCAGAAAACGAUCAAUAUCAACGAGUAUGCUGUCUUCGAUGAACAAGUCCCCUCCGGGUCAGCAUGGUGGAUCUCACAGCUCGAGCGAAUCGAUGCCUACGGACUACGCGGGAACUGGCUCAGUGGUUACCAGCUACAUGAUUUCAUGUCGUCUUUGCUGUCGAAGCCCAACGCGGACACCAGCGAGUACUCUGCCACUGGGACUGGAUAUUUCCCAAAUGGUGAUUAUCAGGUAUAUAAAUACUAUUAUCAGAACAUGACGGGCUACCGCGUUGGCACGGUUCCAUCGACAGACCUCAAGCUGGAUGCCUACGCGACUGUUGGCGAUGAUGGAUACGCUCGUGUUCUUGUUGGCGUGCGCAUAACCGAGGGCACGUGGGAGUUGCAGUUGAACGGUCUUUCGUCCUUGGGGCUGGCAACCAGUGGCACUCUGAAUGUGCACACUUGGGGGUUUCCAGUGAAUAGCGACGAUGCGCAUUAUGGCGAGGUGGACGCCCCGACUGAUUUGGGCUGGUACGAUCAUGCGUACUCGGAUGAUACAGUUACUUUCCCGGUCUAUCAGACAGAUACGACGACGGCGUAUGCAUUCGAGUUUGCUAUUUAG
Molecule: messenger RNA, 1452 nt
Organism: Talaromyces rugulosus
Lineage: Eukaryota; Fungi; Ascomycota; Eurotiomycetes; Eurotiales; Trichocomaceae
Exons: 3
Coding region: 1-1452 (483 amino acids)
Biological process (GO): carbohydrate metabolic process
Molecular function (GO): hydrolase activity, hydrolyzing O-glycosyl compounds
Source: RefSeq, a predicted model, not a curated record